Messenger RNA from Gymnodraco acuticeps, 2007 nucleotides. It is a transcript of the gene lrit2, whose product is annotated as leucine-rich repeat, immunoglobulin-like and transmembrane domains 2. Bases 1 to 2007 code for a protein of 668 amino acids. The record is from RefSeq and is a predicted model, not a curated record. Gene Ontology annotation, molecular function: protein binding. The transcript has 4 exons. Lineage: Eukaryota; Metazoa; Chordata; Actinopteri; Perciformes; Bathydraconidae.
AUGCUCCAGCUCCAGCACCUGCGCCACGCCAUCUUCCUCGCACUCACCCGCUCCCACGUGCCAGUCCGACCCCUAACACCCAUUCACAUCCCCAUACCCAAAACGAUCCCCAUUCCCAUCCCCAUCCCCAACCUGACACCCAAACCGAUCCUUAUCCUCAUCCACAUCCGCAAACCGAUCCGCAUCACCAUGCUCAUUCUCAUUCCCAUCCUCAUCCACAUCACCAUCACCACCCCCAUCACAACCCCCAUCUCCAUCAACAUCCAUAUCCACAUCACUGCCCCUGCUCUCGCCCUCAGCAACAUCCUGACGUCAGUCCCCCUCCAACGCGCUCCCGCGCAUGAAACGUAUGCUCAAUGUUUACGCGGCUGCAGCUGUGUAGAAGACCGUCAUGGAAGGUCACUCAUAUGUAUGGAGGAGAGUGCGUUUGGUGCCAUACCAGAGAACCUUCCAGAUGAUAUGACCAAGAUCCGCAUAGAAAAAUGUCACUUCACUGAAAUACCAAGAGGGGCAUUCUCAAACACACCUGCAUUAGAGAACCUGUGGUUGAACUUCAAUGACAUCACAGUGAUAAACUCAAAGGGUCUGGAGGGUUUGGGGAACUUGACCGAGCUCCGUCUCCAGGGCAACAAGCUCCGCUCAGUACCAUGGACAGCGUUCGAGGAAACGCCGGGCCUGAAGAUCCUGGACCUGAAGCACAACCAGCUGGACGUCCUGCCGGAGCACGCGUUAAAAUAUUUGCCAGGUCUGACUUACUUAGACUUAUCUUUCAAUCGUCUUACAGUCAUAUCAAAGGAGGUCUUUCAAAACUGGCCUCUCUAUCAAAAACUACAGAGCACGGAGGAGCGGGAUGCGAGUGCUUUAGGGCCAAACAUCGUACUCGCUCUGCACGACAACUUGUGGAUGUGCGACUGCCGCUUGAAGGGCUUUGUGGAGUUCAUAAAGUCCCUGAGCCCCCCGAUUAUAUUGAUGAACUCCUACUUGACCUGCUCAGGGCCGGGCUUUAGGGAGGGAAAGUUCUUCCAUGAGGUGGAGCUGAAGGCGUGCGUGAAGCCCAUCGUCACCUCACCGUCCUCCAACAUCAGCAUGCCCCAGAGAACCAACCUCACCCUGCGCUGCCUCGCCAAGGCCAGGCCAGAGCCCGCUGUUUGGUGGACAUAUGGUCUGAAGAUAAUCAGAGGAUUUCAUGAGUCUCAGGAAAGAGUGGAUGAAGAAACCAUCAGAUUCUUCCUCGUGAUCCCAUCCCUCCAUAAAACUGAUCGUGGUGUCUACACCUGCAAUGCUAUCAACUUUAUUGGAAACUCCUCUGUCACCAUCUUCCUGGACGUCCUCUCUCAAGACGGCUCCCAGUCGUCACUCUUCCCUGGGAACUCAGCUCCACUUGCGGCCGGUGAUGAAAAUGUCUACAUUGACAUCCGUAUCGCCAAACAGACAGUACGUGGAAUCACCAUCGAGUGGCACGCCGCUUUAGACCACCCAACUGAAACCUGGUUCACCAUCCACUUUGGCCGUACAGGUAUUGAUAAGAAGGAGAUGAUCUACAUCGGCCCUGGGAUCCACUCGUACUCUGUCUCUGAUCUGAUGCGUGCCACCAAAUAUGACAUCUGUGUGACCCUUAAGAACCAGGCACCACGUCCCGGGCAGUGCAUCGUGUUUGUAACAGGAAGUGACGUUACUGAGAUGGAACAGAGGGAGAAGCUGAUUCAUAUAGUGGUGAUAGUUUUGGCCAUGGUGCUGGCUGUGCCUAUCGGUAUGUUUGCCUGCACUACUGAUGGUAAGUGUACCCGGCUGGAGGACAUCAUGGAGUCCUGGAAGAGGCGGAGGGGAGGCGGCUCAUCUGGGCUGGAGCGAGAGAGGCAGGGCACCUUCGACAGCCUGCAGGCCGCCAGUGACGAGGGCUUGGUUAAUAAAGAAUCCAGUGAAGACAAGAAGGUGAGGAGGAGGUCAGAAGACAGGCAGCAUAAAGGCAAAGCUGAACACUUCAGAGUCACAGCUGAACUUUAUUAA